UCUUGAAUUGUCUAACGUAGUGUCAAACUGACAGUUCUAUGUUGUUGCCAUAUGAAAACGGAAAAAUAGGUGGUGUCACGUUUCGCUUGCCAAACUCUAACCGUAAUUUAUUGAUUACAUAAAAAAACGACGCUACCCUGAUUAUAACUUUUAAUAAAAAAUAUAUGGUUAUUUAUCGAUAACAACAAAGGAAAAAAAAAGAAAAUACAAAUAUUAUCAAAUAAAACAACAUAAAACAUCAAUUUGGUGAAAAAAAAAAUAAUAUAGAAAAUAUAAAAGAAAAGUUUAUUUCAAACCUAGCAAAAUAUGUUACCAUUUCAAAUCAUUCUUUAAUUUAUUUAGUUACUUUUUUAUCAUAAAAUUUCAAACUUACCCGUCAUCUGGGUUGGUUUGUAAAUAUUAACAUUAAAAGAAUUAUAACUUUGGAUGAAUAAUGUUAUUAUUAGAGAUGGUUUCAAGCUAUUUUCAGUAGUAAUAAAUUAAAUAGGUAGGUUAUAACAACUUAAAUAGGUAGAUUACUUAGUUUAUAUUUGACAGUUUGUUUACUACUUAUCUCAAGUAAGAACAAAUGAACUAUACUCGGGUAUAGAGAAUCAUGUUAUGGCAACAAAAAUACUUAGAUUGUCAAAGAAAUCUGAAAGCAGCUGUGCUAUACGUGUUUUUAUAUGAUAAUUUUAUCAAAAAUGGCAGUCUAAUCUGUAAUAAACAAACAAAUUAGAUGUGAAACAUAAAGUUAAGAUGUCGAGCCGCCGUUCGAUACUCGGUUCAGCCUUGGACGCGUUGCCUGCACCGUCUGACCCUUUACGAGAGUUAUUCGAAGCUUGCAAAACUGGGGAUGCAGCGAGAGUUAAGAAACUAAUAACUCCACAAACUGUGAAUGCCAGGGAUACAGCUGGUCGGAAGUCAACACCUCUACACUUCGCUGCAGGUUACGGGCGCAGGGAAGUGGUAGAGAUACUAAUAGCUGCUGGGGCGGCUCUCCAAGCGCGAGAUGAUGGUGGUCUCCAACCGCUGCACAAUGCAUGCAGCUUUGGUCAUGCGGAUGUCGUGAGGGCGUUACUUGGCGCGGGGGCGGCGCCCGCUGCUAGAGAUAACUGGGGAUAUACGCCCCUGCAUGAGGCAGCUGCUAAGGGAAAAGUGGAUGUCUGUAUUGCACUACUGCAGCAUGGCGCAGACCCUAACAUAAGAAAUACGGAGGGCAAAACACCCCUGGACCUUGCUGAUUCUGCCACCAGGCCUGUCCUGACUGGGGAGUAUUGCGCGGCGGACGUGUUAGAGGCGGCUCGAUCAGGCGCGGACGACCGGCUCGCCUCGCUGCUGACACCCCUGAAUGUGAACGUGCACGCGAGCGACGGCCGCCGGUCGACACCCCUGCACCUGGCCGCCGGGUACAACAGAGCCAGGGCGGUCAGGCUACUGCUGCAGAGGGGGGCCGAUGUACACGCCAAAGAUAAAGGGUUAGUAUUCAUAUUAGAUUCAUCAAACUAGCUUGGCGAUUUUAAUUAAGUAUUAAUAAAGGAAAUAACACAUUUAUAAUAAAAAUAAAAAAUAAAUGGUGACAGGUGACACUCAAAUCUGACGCCUAGAUAUUUGGGUAUUGGCUAAGGUGAAAAUUUCACCAAUGACAAGGAGUCACCUAACGACUUUGGGCAACGCUUAAAGUUAGGAAUUGCACUGUGCGGCGCCUAGCGCUGGGUAUUUGCGUAAUGUGACGUAUACAUUUACUCUUUGGCUAUAAUUGAAGUUGGAAUCAAGGACUUUAUAUAUUUGGAUUAAAUUUUCAGAUUUUUGUAUAUGGACAUUGAUGACUUGAGUGCUCAUUUCAAGGUCAUGUUUUAUUUUUCUUAGUUUAUUACCUCAAAAUAUAUUUCUACCUUUUUAUGUGUAAAGGCUAAUUACCUAACAUUGGCGAAACUGUGUAAACGCAAAUAGGCCAUACAUUAAAAAAAGAAGACAAACUAAAGCAUGCUAAAUCAAAGACAAACAUUGCCUACUUAAAGUGCUUAAUAAGGUAUUACCU
Messenger RNA from Diatraea saccharalis (sugarcane borer), 2020 nucleotides. The record is from the annotation of a GenBank genome assembly. NCBI's taxonomy places the organism in Eukaryota, Metazoa, Arthropoda, Insecta, Lepidoptera, Crambidae.